AUGACUAAGUUCGAUCAGGCCAAAGCAUACGCACCGCAGGAAGAGGGGACGGGGUUCUUCGACGACGGGCGCGAGAUCGAGCUCCUCCAUUUUGUGUACUCGCACCCCGACCUGGAAAACAUCCGCGGCUCCCCGGAGAAGGUGCUCCAGGCGAUCGACGAGUAUGGGCGCACGAAGAAGUAUCUCAUGAAUGUGGGCGAGGAUAAGGGGCGGAUUGUUUGCGAUCUCAUCGCAGAGGUCAAGCCUGAAGUCAUGGUGGAACUCGGCGGCUAUGUUGGCUACUCCUGUGUGCUCUUCGGCGACGCAGUGCGCAAAGCCGGGGGCCAACGGUACUACAGUCUCGAGAUGAAUCCGGAGUUUGCGGCGGUGAUCAUGUCGCUAGUUGAUCUGGCAGGUCUCUCGGAUGUGGUCAAAGUGGUCGUCGGCUCGAGCGACGCUUCCAUUGCGCGCCUGCACGCCCAGGGCCUGCUCAAGCACAUCGAUCUGAUGUUCCUGGAUCAUUACAAGCCGGCGUACACGACGGAUUUAAAGCUGUGCGAGGAGCUGCAGCUAAUCACUCCGGGCUCUGUCCUGGCUGCGGACAAUGUCAUCAAGCCUGGUAAUCCACCGUAUCUGGAGUACGUCCGGGGCAGUGUGGAGGAGAAGAGGCGGAAAUUGGGAGCGGUGGUGAAGAGCCAGAGCCUCCCAGGAAAGACCGUGAAUCAAUAUCAGAAGAGAUAUGGGGAGAUGAAAUUCAACCAAAGCCCUGGCAAUCCAAAUCUGGUAUACGAGAGCCAGUUGGUGCACAGUUUUGAGCCCACGGGUGUGCCGGCGAGGAGAAGGAAUAGUUCACGUACUGCAGUAGGAAUGAAAGCGAUGUUCACUUCCGGCCACCUUCCCACUAUGGCUAUUUUCCACCGCCACGAGCCGAAGAACAUCCUCCUCAUCCUCCUUAGUGUUCUCUGCCUCCCGAUUUCUGCGACUAUCACUCUUGCGUCUUUUCUCUACAUCUGCGUCUCUAAAGAUGAAGCAACACGGCCACAAUUGCACGCGACCUCGCGUCGUAAAACCAUACUCGUGACGGGGAUUUCUAUGACUAAGGGGCUUAUAAUCGCCCGGCUUCUCGUAAAGCACACCCCUCACCGCAUCAUCGCCGCCGACACAGAACCCAUCCCGUUCACAUCGCCAGGCCGCUAUUCUCGCGCGAUAGCUCAGUUCUACCGUCUCAGCUCCCCACAAGGCGCGAACACGAAGCCAUACAUUGACUCGCUGCUGGAUCUCAUAAGAAGAGAGGACGUGCACCUAUGGAUCAGCUGCAGCAGCGUCGUCGACGCGAUCGAGGAUGGCGAAGUGAUGCGAUCGGCGCAGAAGGAAAGGCGGAAACGAUUCCACGCGGUGCAGUUCGACAGUGAUGUGGUGAACAAGCUGCACGAGAAGGACGCCUUCAUCGAGUACAUCCAGAACAUCGGACUGCUAGUCCCAGAGUCUCAUCGCUGUACAUCUGCCGCGCAAGUCGAGGAUAUUCUCACCAAGUCCGCCUCACGGAACGGCACCGAGAAACCCAAAGGAGGGAGCAAGAGAUUCAUCUUGAAACCGAUCGGGGUCGACGACAAGGCUCGAGCCCAGAUGAUGACGCUGCUCCCUUUGUCCGCGGGACCCAAGGCUACCGCCUCCUACCUGUCGACGCUGAACAUCUCCUCGUCCAACCCCUACAUCCUCCAGCAAUACAUCACCGGCCCGGAGUACUGCACGCACUCCCUCGUCGUCCGCGGGGAGGUCAAGGCCUUCGUCUCCUGCCCCUCCUCCGACCUACUGAUGCACUACGCCCCACUCCCCGCGGACGCGCCCCUGAACACGAAGAUGCUCGACUUCACCAAGCGCGUCGCCGAGGAUGGCGGUGAGGAGUUCACGGGACAUCUGAGCUUCGACUUUCUGGUCGAGGGCGAAGGGCAGGAUGCAAGACUCUACCCGAUCGAAUGUAACCCGCGCGCGCACACGGCGGUGGUUCUCUUCCAGGACACACCCGUGAUGGCGGAGGCAUACCUGUCUUGCUUCGAGUCGGAGCUUACCAUGCGUAAACCGCUGGUGGUGCCUGCGCAGCCCGCGCACAGCUACUACUGGAUCGGGCAUGAUCUUGUGACUCUGCUGCUCAUCCCAGCCCUCACACUUCUGUUUGGAGAGGGGAGUGUGGAAGAGGUGAAGAGUGGGCUCGAGACGCUGUGGGAGCAUCUCGUGCAUUGGCGGGACGGGACCUACGUGGCGUGGGAUCCGGUGCCGUUCUUCGUGCUGUAUCAUGUGUAUUGGCCGAGUCGGUUCUUGGAGUCUUUGGUGAGGGGGAAAGAGUGGAGUCGAAUUAAUGUUAGCACCACCAAGAUGUUUGCUUGUUAG
This is a messenger RNA of Aspergillus japonicus CBS 114.51, 2367 nucleotides long. RefSeq lists its product as uncharacterized. The coding region runs from base 1 to 2367 and encodes 788 amino acids. The record is from RefSeq and is a predicted model, not a curated record. Gene Ontology annotation, molecular function: ATP binding; metal ion binding; O-methyltransferase activity. The transcript has 4 exons. NCBI's taxonomy places the organism in Eukaryota, Fungi, Ascomycota, Eurotiomycetes, Eurotiales, Aspergillaceae.